Messenger RNA from Thamnophis sirtalis, 2312 nucleotides. Lineage: Eukaryota; Metazoa; Chordata; Lepidosauria; Squamata; Natricidae. The record is from RefSeq and is a predicted model, not a curated record.
GAGGAGGAACAAAGAUGGCGGCCGGAGCGGCAGGAGCCGUUGCCAUGGCGUCGCGGCGGCGGGCCACAGCCAAGGGGAACCCCAGUGCAGUCAGCCACCUCCGUGAGGUGUGAACGAGGGGCCAGCAGAGUUGAGAGGCACUCCGCUUGCGAGAGGGCUCUUCACCUCCUCCUCUCCACCAUGCCCCAAGCGUCGGAACAUCGCAUGAGCCGGGCUCGAGAACAAGCCGUCAUCACCUCCCAGCCGAAAGCCACCCACAAGCUGCUCAAUGGGUGCCGGGCCCCCAGCCAAGAGCACCGUGCUUGCUGCUCCUCUUCCGCCCUCUCCAAUGGGCUCUCCACCCUCAACACCACCGCCGCUUCCAAACUCCGCCCUCUGCCCCCCCGGCCGGGCAACGUGGAGGAACGGAGCAAGAAAAUGGAGCUGGAGCGUGGCAGGGCCUCCAAGCGGGGCGAGGUCCCCCGCGGCACGUCGUCAUCCCGCCGGGGACCCCUCAAAGCAGACCACGCCCUCCGGGUGCCCAGCUGCCCACAAGCCUGCACAGUCUCCAGCAGCAGCUCGUUCACCAUGCCUCCCGGAGUUCUCCUGGGCGGGCCGGACUCCGAGUGCCGGCGAAGCAACCUGCUGCGCUCCAAGUCCAUCAGCAUCGGGGAUUUGAGCCACCCGGGCAGCCGCGGCGAGGAGCAGCUGAGCCUGGCGCUGAACCGGCUGACCCUCCAAGACCGCAGCCCAUCUUGCAGUCACAAGCUGGGCCUGGGCGCCCUGGCUCUGAAGAGGAGCUCGUCCCUCCGCAGGGUCAACGUGACGUCCGGCCUCGACGGCCGCCCUGCCGCUCCGCUCCUCUCCGUUCGCACGGAAGGCUAUCUGAGGACUUGCAACAUAGACCCGCAGGCCCUGGAGUACGGACGUCCCCAGGAUAUCCUGAUGACGACGAGCCCGCCUUCAAACAGGACUCCGGUUCUGAGCCGACUGGAAGACAAAGCAACCACCUCUAUUACUCUUGAUCUAGUGAAUUGGGAGGAGAAGGCAGGUGUGAAACUGACUGGUGGGUGUGUCCCCUUCUUUCCAGCCUUUGCAGAUGUCAUCGCCACAUUGUGGCACCCCGAUACCACCGAGGCCGCCAACCCCAGCCGCUUCAAGUCCGUCUUUCAGAAAUACGUCCCAUCUUUUACAGGAUACAGGUAUGUGACAAAUGCCGACAAAGGACUCGAAGCACCAAGAAGCUGACCAUCCAGCGUUUCCCCCGUAUCCUCGUGCUACAUCUCAACCGGUUUUCCACCACCCGCUAUUCCAUUAAGAAAUGCUCUGUCUAUGUGGAUUUCCCCCUCCAGCAGCUCAACCUGAAGGAGUUUGCCAGCGAAAAGGCCGGCACCCCCGUAUACAACCUGUACGCCUUGUGCAACCACUCCGGAAGUGUCCACUACGGUCAUUACACAGCCUUCUGCAAAGAUCAAUCUGGCUGGCGUGUCUUUAACGAUUCCCGGGUGUCCCCCAUCAACGAGAACCAGGUCCCUUCCAGCGAAGGUUAUGUACUUUUCUACGAGCUGGACGACUUGCACUGGAAGAAACAGUAAAAAAAGGAAGGAAAAAAAACAGGGAGAAAAAAAAGAAGUAUUGAUUCCCGGCCCUUUUUGACCACGAAGCCCCUCUUAACCUCAGAGACUGGCGUGUGGGCUCUUUUAAACCUUCAGAAGAAAGGGAAGGGGGAAAUAAAAGCAGUGGUGGAAAAAAAAGAAUUAAUAAAACCCAGGAAACGAUUACCACGUGAGGAGUUUGGUUCUCCCAACGCUUGGAUCGCCGCUUCUGGUUUUUUUUCCCUACCUUUUUAAAUCCAGGUUUCUUUGGGGCUUUUUUAAAAAAAAAAAAACACAUUGUUUUAUUUUUAUUUCUUGCCUCUGUGGGGUUUUCCUCGCUCCUCAAUUCCCCAGAGUUUUAAGAUUAGAAGGGGGAGAGAAAAAACAUUGAUUUUGUGGGGAGGGAAAAGGAGGAUCGGAAGGGUCGCAACCUCAGAGAGAGGGAGACACGCUGUGAAGCGAAGCAGCCUUUUUCCUCGUCUGCGCAUCCAUUUUUCCCCCUUUUUUCACCUCCUUCCUUCCUUCCCCGGCUCUCUUCCCCCUAACCCUCAGGGCCAAACUUAAGGUGUGCUUAGACACCCCACCCCACCCCCUCAGUCCGAGACUGGGGCGUCGCGCUUGGUUUUAACAACUUUCUACACAAUGAAGGGUUUGUUGUACAUUUGCAGUAGAUGACGAGAGAAAAUGAAGAGAUUGAAACUUUUUGUGAAUAAAUUUAUUUAACAAAAAAAAAAAAAA